Messenger RNA from Piliocolobus tephrosceles (Ugandan red Colobus), 2915 nucleotides. Its product is annotated as zinc finger protein 595. Gene Ontology annotation, biological process: negative regulation of transcription by RNA polymerase II; regulation of immune system process; regulation of cytokine production. The coding region runs from base 206 to 2152 and encodes 648 amino acids. The record is from RefSeq and is a predicted model, not a curated record. The transcript is spliced from 4 exons. Gene Ontology annotation, cellular component: nucleoplasm; nucleus. Lineage: Eukaryota; Metazoa; Chordata; Mammalia; Primates; Cercopithecidae. Gene Ontology annotation, molecular function: RNA polymerase II cis-regulatory region sequence-specific DNA binding; DNA-binding transcription repressor activity, RNA polymerase II-specific.
AGAGAGGAGGCGGUGGCUUCCGGGAGCUGGCACGGCCUUUUCCUCUGGCUCCUGCCAGGGAUUUGGGUUAGGGCUUCAGCUGUCUGCGUCCUCGGCUCCGGGAGGCCGCGGGGAUUCGGCCGCAGCCUCAGCUUCCCGUCGCUCUGUGACCUGCGGGUAUUGGAUGAUUUGUAGCUAAGACUCCUGGAUCCCCUGAAGUGGGAAAAUGGAACUCUUAACAUUCAGGGAUGUGGCCAUAGAAUUCUCCCCUGAAGAGUGGAAAUGCCUGGAUCCUGCCCAGCAGAAUUUAUAUAGAGAUGUGAUGUUGGAGAACUACAGAAACCUGGUCUCCCUGGGUUUUGUGAUCUCCAACCCAGAUCUGGUCACCUGUCUGGAGCAACUAAAAGAGCCCUACAAUUUGAAGAUACAUGAGACAGCAGCCAAACCCCCAGCUGUGUGUUCUCCUUUCAGCCAAGACCUUUCACCAGUGCAGGGGAUAGAAGAUUCAUUCCAAAAACUUGUACUGAGAAGAUACGAGAAAUGUGGAUAUAAGAAUUUACAAUUAAGAAAGGGCUGUAAACAUAUGAAUGAGUGUAAGGUGCAGAAAGGAGUUAAUAGUGGAGUUUACCAAUGCUUGUCAACUACCCAGAGCAAAAUAUUUCAAUGUAAUACAUGUGUUAAAGUGUUUAGUAAACUUUCAAAUUCAAACAAACAUAAGAUAAGACAUACUGGAGAGAAACCCUUUAAAUGUACAGAAUGUGGCAGAUCAUUUUACAUGUCACACCUAAUUCAACAUGCAGGAAUCCAUGCUGGAGAGAAACCCUACAAAUGUGAAAAAUGCAGCAAAGCCUUUAAUAGGUCGACAUCACUUACUAAACAUAAGAGAAUUCAUACUGGAGAGAAACCCUACACAUGUGAAGAAUGUGGGAAAGCCUUUAGACGGUCCACAGUUCUGAAUGAACAUAAGAAAAUUCAUACUGGAGAAAAACCCUACAAAUGUGAUGAAUGUGGCAAAGCCUUUACAAGGUCCACAACGCUGAGUGAACACAAGAAAAUUCAUACUGGAGAGAAACCCUACAAAUGUAAAGAAUGUGGCAAAACCUUUAGAUGGUCCACAAGCCUGAACGAACAUAAGAAUAUCCAUACUGGAGAGAAACCCUACAAAUGUGAAGAAUGUGGCAAAGCCUUUAGACAGUCCAGGAGUCUGAAUGAACAUAAAAAUAUUCAUACCGGAGAAAAACCCUACACAUGUGAAAAAUGUGGCAAAGCGUUUAACCAAUCCUCAAGUCUUAUUAUACACAGGAGCAUUCAUUCUGAACAGAAACUUUACAAAUGCGAAGAAUGUGGCAAAGCCUUUACUUGGUCCUCAUCCCUUAAUAAACAUAAGAGAAUUCAUACUGGAGAGAAACCAUACACAUGUGAAGAAUGUGGCAAAGCCUUUUAUAGGUCCUCACACCUUGCUAAACAUAAGAGAAUUCAUACUGGAGAGAAACCCUACCCAUGUGAAGAAUGUGGCAAAGCUUUCAACCAAUCCUCAACCCUUAUAUUACACAAGAGAAUUCAUUCUGGGCAAAAACCUUACAAAUGUGAAGAAUGUGGCAAAGCCUUUACACGGUCCACAACACUGAAUGAACAUAAGAAAAUUCAUACUGGUGAGAAACCCUACAAAUGUGAAGAAUGUGGCAAAGCUUUCAUAUGGUCCGCAAGCCUGAAUGAACAUAAGAAUAUUCAUACUGGAGAGAAACCCUACAAAUGUAAAGAAUGUGGCAAAGCUUUUAACCGGUCCUCAGGCCUUAUUAUACACAGGAGCAUUCAUUCUGAACAAAAGCUUUACAAAUGUGAAGAAUGCGGCAAAGCCUUUACUCGGUCCACAGCCCUGAAUGAACACAAGAAAAUUCAUUCGGGAGAGAAACCCUACAAAUGUAAAGAAUGUGGCAAAGCCUAUAACUUAUCCUCAACACUUACUAAACAUAGGAGAAUUCAUACCGGAGAGAAACCCUUCACAUGUGAAGAAUGUGGCAAAGCCUUCAAUUGGUCCUCAUCCCUUACUAAACAUAAGGUAAUUCAUACUGGAGAGAAAUUCUACAAAUGUGAACAAUGUGGCAAAGCUUUUCAUCGGCCCUCAACCCUUACUGUACACAAGCGAAUUCAUACUGGCGAGGAACAUAGUUGAAUGACAUUUCUAGUACUCUCUUCUAGUGUCUUUAAACAGCAAAUAAAUUGAAGAAUAUUGUUCCCAUAUAAACUUUUAUUAUUUGUCUUAUUUUAAAUUUUUAAAAAUUUCUGUAGAUACAUAGUGUGUGUAUAUAUUUAUGGCUUAUUUGGGUUAUUUUGAUACAGGCAUAUGACAUGUAAUUAUCAUAUCAGAGUAAAUGAGUUGUUCAUCACAAGCAUUUAUUCUUUGUAUUACACAGUCCAGUUAUACACUUUUUUAUUUUAUUUUAUAUAUAUUUUUUUUAAUUUUAUUUUAUGAGACAGAGUCUUGCUCUGUCACCCAAGCUGGAGUGCAAUGGUGCAAUCUUGGCUCACUGCAACCUCCAUCUGCCAGGUUCAAGGAAUUCUCCUGCCUCAGCCUCAUGAGUAGCUGUGACUACAGGCACGUGCCACCAUGCCUAGCUAAUUUUUGUGUUUUUAGUAGAGAUGAGGUUUCAUAAUGCUGGCCAGGAUGUUCUCAAACUCCUGACCUCAUGAUCUGCCCACCUUGGCCUCCCAAAGUACUGGGAUUACAGGCGUGAGCCAUCGCCCCCGGCCACUUUAAUUAUUUUUAAAUGUACAAUUUUUUUUUUACUACAGGUCGUUUUAUGAUUAUAAUAAGUAUAUAAGUAUAAUUCACACAUUUAUAAGUCAUUAAUGCUUUUUAAAAAGUUCCAUAUUUAUCUUUGAACAUGCAGCAUCUCUUUCUGCAAAUAAAUAUAGACUUUGGUUUUGAUUGACAU